AUGAGGUUCGCUGAGAUCUUCGCGCACGUCACUGCCGCUGCGCUCUCACUGUCCUGUGCUACAGCACAGACCAUUGCUCAGAUCAAUGGCAACAGGUUUAUCUCGCCCUACCGCAACCAGAACGUCACCAACGUUACAGGCUUGGUCACUGCCACAGGGCCAAAUGGGCUAUGGAUCCGCUCUACGACGCCAGAUUCGGACAUUCGCACCUCGGAAUCCAUCUACGUCUUUGGCAGGCUAUCUAGUAAUCUCACCGUGACGGCCGGGGACGUAAUUGUCCUCGAUGGGCUCGUCUCCGAGUUUCGCUCCAACGCUGCAUAUCUCUACUUGACCGAGAUCACUCGCCCUGCCAACGCCAAGGUGGUGUCGCGCGGCAAUCCCGUCAGUGCCGUCGUGUUGGGCAAACAGGAUACCAGCCCGCCCACGGAGCAGUACUCUUUGCUCGACGAGGGCGAUGUCUUUACCGUGCCAAACAACGCAAGCCAGAUAUCGACCACUAACCCCGUGCUGCAACCAUGGGCAUAUGGCCUCGAUUUCUGGGAGAGUCUAAGCGGCGAGCUCGUCACCGUCAGGGGCGCCUCCGCCGUCGCCAAACCCAACUCCUUCAAUGAGACCUGGGUCACUGGCAACUGGAGGAAGACGGGCAAGAACAGCAGAGGUGGCUUGACGAUGACGCCUGGGGACGCCAACCCGGAAGCCAUCAUCAUCGGCGCGCCCCUGGACGGGACCGUCCACCCCACCGACAUCAAGCUGGGCGACCAGCUCGGGGACAUCACGGGUGUUGUCUACCAGCAGUUCGGUUACUAUUACAUCCUCCCCUUGACGGCACUCAGCGUGACUGAUUCGAUGUCGCCGGCCCUUCCACCCCCGAUCAGCUGGACCUCCAAAGGUAACUGCCACAAAAUCACAGUUGGGCAAUACAACGUGGAGAAUUUAGCGGCCAACUCGAGCAGCCUGCCAUCCAUCGCCCAGCACAUCGCCUACUACCUGAACUCCCCCGACCUCGUCUUCCUCCAGGAGAUCCAAGAUAACAGCGGGCCGACGGACGACGGCGUCGUGUCCGCCAACGCCACGCUGGAGGCCCUCGCCGCGGCCAUCGAAGCCGCGGGCGGUGUCUCGUACGCGUACACCGACAUCGACCCCCAGAACAACCAAGAGGGCGGCCAGCCAGGCGGCAACAUCCGCCCGGCAUACCUGUACAACCCUGCGGUGUUGAAUCUAAAGACCAACAGCAACGGCACCACUACUCCCCCGGGCACAGUUCUUGACGCCAACGCCGUCCUCCCUGGCCCGACGCUGAAAUAUAACCCCGGGCUGAUCGACCCCGCGAACGCGGCGUGGGAGAACUCGCGCAAACCGAUCGCCGCGCAGUGGGAGACGGUGCGCGACAAGGCCACCCUCUUCACGGUGAACGUGCACUUCACCUCCAAGGGCGGGAGUUCCACCAUCGAAGGGGACCCGCGCCCUCCCGUCAACGGCGGUGUCGACAAGCGCGUCGCCCAGGCCACCGUCGUGGGCGACUUUGUGGCGCGCAUCCUGGCCGAGGACCCGGCCGCCGCGGUCGUCGCGGCCGGGGAUUUCAACGAGUUCGCGUUCGUGGCGCCGUUGGAGACGUUCGUGGCCGUGUCCGGGCUCGUGAAUCUCGAUGACGCCGCCGGCGUGGCGGCCAAGGAACGGUACACCUAUCUGUUUGAGAUGAACAGUCAGGAGUUGGACCACAUGUUUGUGAGCCCCAAGAUUGCGGGCUCGCCUGGGGGCCGGCCCGACUUGAAGCACGUCCAUGUGAAUACGUGGGUGGCCUCGGCGGAGCAACUCUCCGAUCAUGAUCCCAGUGUCGCGAGGUUGGAUAUUUGCUAA
Molecule: messenger RNA, 1857 nt
Organism: Cladophialophora carrionii CBS 160.54
Lineage: Eukaryota; Fungi; Ascomycota; Eurotiomycetes; Chaetothyriales; Herpotrichiellaceae
Exons: 1
Coding region: 1-1857 (618 amino acids)
Source: RefSeq, a predicted model, not a curated record